AUAUCAAUGACUUGGGGCUAGAGCUGACCUUCUCGGUGGAAACGGACGUAUUUGGAGCAAUGGAAGAAGUGCCUUUGAAGCCGGGUGGUGCAAGCAUAAUUGUCACACAGGAGAACAAAGCUGAAUAUGUCCAACUUGUUACUGAGCUUCGAAUGACGAGAGCCAUUCAGCCUCAGAUAAAUGCUUUUCUUCAAGGUUUCCAUAUGUUCAUUCCUCCUUCUUUGGUACAACUCUUUGAUGAAUAUGAAUUGGAAUUGUUGCUUUCAGGCAUGCCAGAAAUUGAUGUAAAUGACUGGAUUAAAAAUACAGAAUAUACAAGUGGCUAUGAAAGAGAUGACCCAGUUAUUCAG
This is a messenger RNA of Protobothrops mucrosquamatus (brown spotted pit viper), 350 nucleotides long. Its product is annotated as E3 ubiquitin-protein ligase HACE1-like. Gene Ontology annotation, biological process: proteasome-mediated ubiquitin-dependent protein catabolic process; protein polyubiquitination; positive regulation of protein catabolic process. The record is from RefSeq and is a predicted model, not a curated record. The annotation marks the transcript as partial. The transcript is spliced from 3 exons. Lineage: Eukaryota; Metazoa; Chordata; Lepidosauria; Squamata; Viperidae. Gene Ontology annotation, cellular component: nucleus. Gene Ontology annotation, molecular function: ubiquitin-protein transferase activity.